Messenger RNA from Leishmania braziliensis MHOM/BR/75/M2904, 1659 nucleotides. RefSeq lists its product as hypothetical. The coding region runs from base 1 to 1659 and encodes 552 amino acids. The record is from RefSeq and is a predicted model, not a curated record. The transcript has a single exon. Lineage: Eukaryota; Euglenozoa; Kinetoplastea; Trypanosomatida; Trypanosomatidae.
AUGGUGACCAUGUAUCUCCCACGCAACAGUACUCCCCCUGUACCCCUCAACCCUGACCACAAUGAUCCACCGCUGCCAAGCAUGUCACGGGAACCGUGGUGGAGGAAGCUGAGGGAACAGCCCUCACCACCGUUCUUUCAUCCCCCGCCACCGCCUCUGCACAACGAGGCACCAACUCUACCGCCGAAUCGAGUGGCUGUCAUCUCCACCUCGGCGCCUUCCAUGCCUCCGCGACUGUCUGUGUUGGCCACUGCGCGACCAAUCGAAGGAGGAGCGAGCACGCGAGGCAUCAUCCCCCCUUUGUCAGCAAGGUUGCCGACCGGGAUUGGGACCCCUGCUACCACCAGCGCUUCGCCAACUCUCUCCCCGGACGACAGCAUUGCCGCCUUUUACAAGCAACUCAGCCUAUUUGAGGCGAAUUUGGAGGUCAAAGACGUAAAAGGCAACCCUGAGCAACCCACCAAGGACUUCGUUGACAUCGACGCAAACGAUGAGGCUGGAGAACCGCUCCCGUACGACUCGCACUACGUCGAGGACCCUGCGCGCUGGGCAGCGUGUGAUCCUCGCAACGCCUCCUUCUCCGUGGAGCGUGAUCGCCUGUGCCAGGAGUACCUGCGCAAUCCCAACAACAUGCGCAGCAUAAAGGCAAUGUCAUCAAAGCUGCUGCAGGGUCGCACCAUCAAGAUGCAAAUCACGUACGCGCACAAUAUCAAUACCAUCGUAAAGUUGUCGCAGCGGAAGUUUCUCUACGAGGCCGUCAGUGAGUACUGGGCCUACUCCUUUGACCGCGCGCUCAAGUUCAACCGGGUGCCAACAUCGGUCUUUGUCGCCAUUCCGCUAGACUAUUUGCGAGUCGCUGUCGCCUACUCGCCGCUCUUCUCCCAGUGGUUCAACCGCUUUGUCGUUCUGUACAACUACACAAACAAGAACUUCGUUCAGUGUAGCUACUACACGCGGAAGGUGUCGGAGUGCACCAUGGCGACGGUGCAGCUCUGGAUGAAGGAUGUUCACCCCGCACUCAGCACAUUUCUGGCCAUUCCGUACGAAAUCGACGCCUCUUUCAUUCGUAAGUACUACAUCCCUGGCCACGAGCUCUUCGCCGGCACUAAGCGGGCACGACUGCGCGCUGUCGGCGAGCUUCUUGACCGCAGCAUAUUUGACUUCCUUAUCGGCAACACCGAUCGCGGCACUAAUGACCAUAACAACUUCGCUUACGGCGGAUGUAGCGCCGACACAGAGUGCCAGCUUGAGAAGCCCGAGAACCGCAUCAAAGGUCUCGCCAAGUAUGCCUACCUCGAUCACGGGAGCAGCCUGUAUUCCCAUAAGGAGCCGUUCGGGAAUCUGUUCUUCGGUGACGCCGAUCGAAUACGCAUCUGUCGCUUUCGCCGGUCCACCUUUGAGCAUCUCGCCAAGUUCGGCUCCACUGACCGCGCGCACCACCCUCUAAUUCAACACGUCGAGCAAUCCAUACCAGCCGCUGCCUACGAGGUCAGCCACGAAUCUGUCAUUCGUAAAGUGCAGGUGCGCCUUGACAAGAUUCUGUACAUCAUCAGCCGCUGCCGGGUCAAGUACACCGACAACGAGGUGUUUUCAAUGCCAGAGUACGAUGCAGUACGCAUUGCCGAGGAGGACGCAACGCUCGAUGACGAGUGGGACUGA